CGAGGCGCUGCUGCCAGCUGACUGCUUCAGCCCCGGAAGUGAUGCAGGGGGAGGCAGCCUCGCAGCGAGCCGGGAGUGUUCCAUGUGGAACCCGGGGAGCCUGAAGGAGGCUGUGGAAGCCAGUGGAAUGAUUCCCUGUGUAGCUGAAACCAGGUUAGGUGCCUGCUGUUAGUGGCAUGGUGAGAUGUGCUGAACAUCAGCUGCCAGGGUGUCCGACGGGAAGGGGACCACUCUAGAAGCUGGGCUUGCAACAUCAUGGGCCAGUGUGUCACCAAGUGCAAGAAUCCUUCUUCUACCCUUGGCAGCAAAAAUGGGGAAAGGGAAUCUGGCAGCAAGUCACAUAGUAAGAGAAGUGCAGUCCACAAAGAUGACCAUGGUUCAGCUGGUGGGAAGGCCACAGGAGAUAUACUUGUGAAUGGGACAAAGAAAACGGAUGCUGCUGUAGAAUCUUGUCAGCCUCCAACCUUUUCUGGAGAUACAAAGAAAGACUCUGUUUCCAGUGCAGAAGAAUCUUCACUCCAAAGGAUUGGGGAGUUGUUCAGGAGGUAUAAGGAUGAACGGGAAGAUGCCAUACUGGAAGAAGGAAUGGAACGAUUUUGCAAUGACCUCUGUGUUGAUCCCACUGAAUUUAAAGUACUAGUUUUGGCUUGGAAAUUCCAGGCUGCUACCAUGUGCAAAUUUACAAGGAAGGAGUUUUUUGAAGGCUGCAAAGCAAUAAAUGCAGACAGCAUUGACAGCAUCUGUGCAAGGUUCUCCAGCCUCCUGAAUGAAGCCAAACAGGAAGAUAAAUUCAAGGAUCUCUAUCGUUUCACCUUCCAGUUUGGCCUGGACUCUGAGGAAGGACAGAGGUCGCUACAUCGGGAAAUAGCCAUUGCCCUUUGGAAAUUAGUCUUCACUCAAAACAAGCCCCCAAUUUUGGACCAGUGGUUACACUUCCUCACUGAGAACCCCUCAGGAAUCAAGGGAAUCUCCCGGGACACGUGGAACAUGUUUCUAAAUUUUACUCAGGUGAUUGGACCGGACCUUAGCAACUACAGUGAGGACGAGGCCUGGCCGAGUCUCUUCGAUACCUUUGUGGAGUGGGAAAUGGAACGAAGGAAAAAGGAAGAGGAAACCAAAUGUGUUACCUAUUCAGACACAGAGGGCCUGUGUGUGGAAGAACAGACUUAGCAGCAUCAAAGCAGCAGUGAGGAAAACAACCUGUUGCCCUUCAUAUAUUGUAAACUCUGGAUGUUUCUGGAAAUUACCGAGGCUCCAGAUUUUUCUACUUUACACCUUUUUCUGCCUUGUCUUUGAAAGGGCUCUAAAAUGCUGUAUCAUGUUUUAGGCACUUUCUUAAUUUUGGUUAUUCCUUUUACUCUUGCCCUGAAAUAUUUGACCCUGGCUACAAGUUAAAAGUUUUGGGGUUGUUUAAGACUUCUGAUUAGUAUAAGUAAGUCUGAUAUUUCUUGCACAAUGUAGAUCUUUUUAGUUAGGUUAAAUUAACAUUGUUAAAUUAUACAGUGCCAGAUUAAGUUUUUCAUACUACAUCUGUCAGGGCAGGUCUGUACUGUGUGUAGUGCUGUUUACAUUGUUGAAAUUUUAGGCUGUAAUAAUUUUAAGGUUUUAUACCAAGAUGAACAGCAGUGUUAACUGUUAAUGCAUUAAUCCCCCCCAGUAAUAAGACUCUAAAAACCAACACGAGCAACAGCUUUUUGUAAGAUUGCAAGUUCCCACUUUAAGCUAACACUUAGUGGAUGAGCCCAGAUCAUUCUGUUUUUUGGAGUUUCAAACUAAAUGUUGGGAUUGUUUUAUAAAAUUACUGUACCUGUCAGUCAACUGAGUGGUAGAUGACUAUUUGUACCCAGAUCUCUUACACAUGAGAUAAUAAAAGAGCAGUACUACCUCAGUUUUAUUGAAAGUGGACUUCUCGAUGGACUUCCAUUUUCUCUGGAAGUUGUAUUUUUGUGGUUACAUGAGAAUAUUUUUACUUGACUAAAAGAACCAAAGGUUCUGCUUCUUAAGUUUGCUAAACAUGGACAGAAGCAACAAACAGACCCUAAGUCUUCAAGGAAAACUGUGGUAUAAUUCUGCUUUAAUUCGUUUGAUUUAUACCUAAAGCAUAACCUUACUUGUCUGGCAAGCACAGUACUUCUAUGUAAAGGAACUAUCUUUUGCAUUAAUUUUGAAAAACCAGGUUUUUUAAACCUAUGUUUAAUUGCUAAAUUGCAGUUAAUACUCCAUACUUUCUGGAGCAACAAUAUUGGCAUCUGAUGACAGAGUGAAUUCUUAAUGUGUUCUUAAUGACAACAGUAUAGAUGAGUCAUUUUUAGACUGAUUUGAUAAUAUUUGGAUAGGAGUCAAUUUAUUAUUUUACAAUGCCUGUAUUGGGAAUAUUUGCCUGUUGAAACUCUUGUGACUUAAAGGGAGUUUUAUUAACACUGGUUGAAACUUUUUUGGUUAUUGAUGCUACCUUUUUUAAUUUUUAGUAUGUCAACUUUUUUACACCUUUUGGUAAAAGGGAUGAUUACCAAGGCUUUCUACAGAGCUAAGUACUGGCUUAAUGAAUUUGAUACACUUCCAUUACACACCAUUUAUUUUCAGAGCUGCAUUUCAGAAUCAUAAACUGGCUUCAAUCUAAAAAACAAACCAAAAGCCCAAAACAGAAGAUGUGGACAGUGAUCCAUAGCAUCUAAUUGCUUUUGUGACUUAAAUGUUUUAAAGCUAAAAGGAAACAGAUUUUGCUGCUUUUGCUGCUGUGCAGCCUAUGCAAUAGCUUGGGUCCAAGAUCAUAAAUCACUAACAAAAUGUGGGUAUUGAAGGCUGUUUAAAAGCAAACCCAAAAGCCACAGGUAGCACCUCUUUCAUCUAAUAAAAGGAGAGUUUGGUCUGUACUGCCUUUGCAAGGUCUUGCUGGGAGAUGUGGUAAACUAGAAAACAAAUGUCAUUGUUCCAGAUGCAGCUGAAUCUGUCCCUUUGCAGGAGGAGAGCCCUGAACUUGCUGCAUUAUAGGUAAAUAUACUCAAAGCUUUGUCCUUGCCACUAUAACCUUCCAACUGUGGCACAAGCACUGUUUGGCAGCAAAACCUCGCUCUGAUUUGAUGAGCAGAGGAGGCCAAAGCACUUGUGCUUGGUUAAUUGAAUUUAUAUUGAGUUUUGCCAGUGCUGUUAUUUUAAAAAGAAAAAAAAUCCCCAACAGAGAAUGCUUUGUUAGCAAAAGUUCCAAGUGGAGACAGAUUUGAUAGAAAAUGAGGAUUGUCUUUAUCUUUGAGACUACUAAUUAAUUUGGCUAUUAAAUGCUUUGGUCAUCACUUAAUAGUUUUUUUUUUCUUAAAGGGAAUUAAAAAAGCCCAGAGUGUGAAAACUCUCAGCUGGGCAGCCAUGGCCUGCAUGUGCACAGGGUCAUGGCAGUGGCUGCUCCUGGUUUGUAUGCUGAGCUGCAGCAGCUCUGGAGGGUGAGGGAUGGAGCUCUGUAAGGAAGGAAUUUACCUUGUGGUCUGAAUGUGGACUGCAAGAAGGAGAUGAAUUUGUAGCACUUCAAGGCUAAGCCAUUUUAGUGUAAUGUAAUACAGCAGCCUUGUAAAGAUGUAGUGGUGGAUGUACAAGAAGGGAAAAUCUUAUUUCCUGUUGGGAAAAGGAAAUUCUAUACAUAUAAUUCUCAGAGGCUGAAGUUCAGUGCUUUCCAUACAAGAAGAUGGCCUUGCUCUUGUUCUGCUGCCUUCAGCCUAGCAGAAGCAACUCCACCCAUUGGGUAGAAUAUUUGGGAAAAUAGCCAAAUGAUCUGUCUAGCAAAGUACCAUUUAUUUUUAACCUAACUUGGAUUUCUUAAUUGCCAUUUACAGAAUAAAAGCCAGACCUGUAUCAGUUUUAAACUCCUGACCCGAGAGCUGAAGGUGCAACUCUGUGGCAGUGCUGACAGUGAGAGAGGGCAUCAGACCUUCCAUUGGAUUUCCUGGUGAUUUUAUGAUCCUAAAUAGACCACACUCUGUAAUGCUGGUGUACCUGUGUGGGAGCAGUGGGGGUUUUGUACUUGUUUCUGAGAAGUUUUAACAAUAUUGGAGACUCUGAAAAUAUGCUUAAUGGUUAAACUGUGAAUAUCUGUGGAGCAGGCCAAAUACAUUCACUUUUCAUUUUGAUAUAAUUUUAAUCUUUAUUGUGUAGGGCACAGGACUGUAGUAGACAGUGAUGCUGAUGAAAUCCUUGAAACCAUUGCAACUAUUUAAUUUUUUUCAUUAGAGUAUGCAUUAGAAAACUUGGUGCAUGUAGUGAAUCUGCUGCAACUUGGGAUAAAUUAACUAUAGUUAACUAUAUAAAUAGUUUUAGUAAUAUACUGGAAAACUGGUCUGACAUCCACACAUGGGCAUUUUAUUGCCUUCCCAUAUACACAAAGAAAUACAGCUCCUGUAAAUUUUACUCCCCAGUAAUGAAACACUGACCACCUGCACUAUAGUAUUGUUUGCAACACUUCUGGCUCCCAGAUCAACUGGAGGCUCAGUUUGCUGAUUUUUACUUGUGUGGGUGUGUUUCUGAGGUUAACUACUAUUUAUUGAUUAAAGUAAGGAUUUGAAAGAUUUCUCCCAUGGCUGGCCAUAAAAACUGGUUGAUUAAUUGAAACAACACAGAAUUGUGAGUUUACUUGCUGCUGGUGCUAUUCCAUAUGGAGAACUAUAGCUUUUUAAUACUGUGCAAUUGUAAUGGAAGAACCAUAGGGAAAAUAAAUGAAGGUGUGGCAGGUGACAUAAAAUCAGACAGCUGAAGCCUGCAGCAGAGCUGUGUGCCUCAGCACUGCCUUCCCCAGGCUGGCACAGCAGAUCUGCUCAGCUCUGAACCACUGUAGCUUUUCAGGCAAGGACAUUUAAGAGCAUGAAAGGAGCCCACCCCGUGCUGCUGGCUCCUGAGACACAGAACUGGCUGCAGAGUGAUGCAGCCCCUCCUCAGCCCCAUGGCAGGGUGGCUGCUGGGGGGGCUCAGGGUGCUGCAGGGGCAGCAGCUUUGCCUCUGAUUUUUAUUUCACUCCAUGUGUGUCUGUCAGAGCCUGAAGAACCCAUGGAUCCCAGGACAGGUCUUGUCCCCUGUGGUUCCCAGACAUGGCUGUGCACUGACUAGUGACCUUAGGAUGUUCAUGACAUUAUCAAUGGAAGUAUCUUCCUUACUGUUUAAGCCUUUUUUCAAAAGAAAACAAAAACCAAACAAAACCCAACCCAGUUAAAUUAAAGAAACACCAUGUAGUUAAUAACCACAGAAGUCAUGAUGUAAUUUGCUGGCUGAGGUUCUAUCAUUCCCAUUCACUGGGGAGUUACUGUGAAUGGGACUUGGGAGUUUACUGAGAGUUUCUGGGACUUGCAGCCUUGUGUUCUGCAGUGUGAUCCUUUUUUAGAAGAUUCUUGGUAAAUUGGGCACCCAGUUCUUCCCUUGAACUCACUCUGCUCAGAAUGUGUCUGUGUGAAGGUCCUUUCUUAUUAAAAUGGAAGAUGCUUAACAAAAAUUCUUUCAAUAUACAGCAAAACAAAAAUAUUUUUUCAAAUUGGUAUUGAAAAAUCAUCUGCCUAAAUUUUGUUGUGUGCAAACAAAACCACCAGUGUUCAAAUUUUCUCUCUGAACUACUGAAGAUUCAAUCUUUGGUUUUAUAUUGUCAGCUGAAGUGAAGUAUGAGAUUGUAAGACAGAAGGCUGUAACUCCUUCACUAUGAAGUACAUAGGUAUCUCUACCUCUUGUUCUUAGACUUGAAGAGUUUAAGGUUACCAUCCUUUUCUCCUAGGACUUUGUCUGGAUGAGUAAUCUAAUUUUUUUAAUUGACCCAAGUGUUACCUAUUUACUGUACUUUUGGGUGUAUUGCUUUUAAUCUGGAUACAAUUGCCUCUUGGAAAGGGAGCCAAGUCAAGCUGCAGACAGAAGUGUCUCUUCUCCUGGGUGCUAGUUUUGGAGUGCAAUAGAAUGAGUGGCUGGAGCUGUGUUGCAUGUGGCUCAGGGGUUUUUGUCAUCACUCAUCCUCUUUCCUGGUCAGGCUCCCUGUACUGGCAGUGAGUUGAAGAUGGAGCAGCUGCUUCCCAGCAGAAGGCAUCAGGCUUUUUAUUGGCUCUUGAAAAACUUUAGGAACCCACCUGGUGCAAUGCUAUGAGUGGUGUUUUCUUUUGAUGAACAGUGCUGCUUUUUGUUCCGUGUUGGACUCUGCCUCUAACACCCAGCAAAGGUGGGAGCUGCAGAAGUGUAAAGGCCACACACAUCCUUUUCCUCCCUGAGGUCAGAAUCUUGCUCAGGAUAAAGCCCUUAUUCUGGGGCAAAUCUGGAGUGUUCUCAAGUGUAGUGAAGGUGCCAGAGUGGCUUCAGUACCAGCCCACUGGAUUCAGUGAUGUGUUUGGGUAGUGUCUCUUUUCAUGCAAUGCAUCUGUGUCUCCUCCUUUCCUCCCCCAAAGAAAACUGGAACAGAGUUACUGUCAUUGGGAACCCCACAGAGAUCUUAUGCCGUAGCAACUCUUGCUACAAGUUUCUUCUCCCAGUCUGAGGGCUCCUUUUGGGGUGUGACCUCUUGCACUGUCUCUAUGAAGGGACUCUCUCUUUGAAGGGACUGGGAGGUGUGAUCUGUAAAAGGAGCAGGAAGGUAUUAGUCCUGCUAACAGCUUGCCUUAAAUCACUGGUGUUACAGCAGCUCCUCACUACUAUUGCAAUCCCCAGACUUUCUUUAGUUAGGUUUUAAAGUCCAGCAGCUUCUGGAGCUUGUACAACUUACUUAUUUUUACAAUGCUCCUGUCUCUGCUUAGUUGCACUCUUCAGAUAAGCCCCUUUUUGGAUGUCAUUUCACACACACAAAAAAAAUCCCAAACCAACAAACUUCACAACUAGUCCAUCUCUGAUGUUGCUAUCAUUUUGUGGUGGGUUUAUUUUUUUUUUUACACCCCUCCCAUAAAUUUUAGUUGGACUAAAGGCUGCCUACUGUUGGUGUUUACUUGAAUGUUGGCGUUUCAUGCAGUUACAGCUGCUGACUCUGCUCUUCUCUGGGCCCAAGAGGGGGGAGAUUGUGUGACCAGAGGUGGCAAACCUGCAGAGGAUCAGUGGAGCUGAGGGCUGCUGUUUGUGUACUCCCAUGUGUAUUACAGGUUAGAGGACCUCACAGACUGCUGCUUUGUAUUCUGAACUUGUGACUUUUUUUUUAAGUCACACUAAACUUAGAAAUCUUAAAAUAUGCUUGCUUUUGUAUCUCUUUAACAGUCUUUUAAAAAUGGGGAUGGGUUGGCAGGAGUGGCUGGAGGACCUUGUAUUGUUAGUUGGUGUCACCUGAGUUCCAAGAGACUUGGAUGCAGCUGGCAGACACUGCAGGGAGAAGAAGGGCCGGGGAGAGGCAGGUGACACAGCUGGAUUUCUUGGAGUACUUGCUUGUGGAUAUGGGCCUCAGUUUAGCCUCGUGGCACCUGUUGUGGAAGGAAUGCAUUUUGGUGGUGUGUUUGCUGCCAGGGAUGUUUACUAAUUCUGAGGAGACAGUGAGUACACCUUCUUGUGGCUUUCCCUGAACUGCAUAGGAAUCUUAACUGAUGGAUUUCUCCUUCGUUAACCAGCAGGGGUGGAUUGGAUCACAUUGCUGUUCUUCUGGGGGAGGGGGGAGAGUGGUUUUCUUGCCUUUUCAGACUUACCCACAAGAUAACCCAUGUAUGAGCCAAUUUUCUCACUCUGGGAAACACUGAACGUGUUGUGUGCUGCAGAGCAGAGGGUGCAGCUGUGUGCAGGCAGCAGGGCCAGAGGUGCUGUGCAAAGGUAAUGACUGGCAACAGCUGGAGUCAGUGCUGUCUCGUGCAGGAUCCUUUUUUUUAAAGGGUUGUGGCCAAAUAUGAAGAAAUGAUCUAGAGGAAAUGUGGGAUAAGUUCAAGAUGAUGCAUCUGCUGAGUCCUGUUUGUUUGUAGGUUUACAACUGCUUGUACCAGAUUUUGCUCACUGUUGUUGUUUGGACCAGAAGGGAAAUGGCAUCUUCUAGAAUGUGCAAUUUAAGGCACAGUGCAAAAAAAAAAAAAAAAAAAAGGUUUUUAACAGGAAGGUUGUCUUUGCUUGCUAGCAAUCCUGAGUGCAAUGUUUUUGUCAUGUCCCUUUUGGAAGAAGAGCAUUAAGUGCGGGAUGACAUUUUUCUUAUAAGCGAAGCAUUGGUUUGUCCUUUACUGACUUCUUGUGGAAUUUGUGCCAGAUGUAUAUUAAAUAUUUUGGUGCUUUUUUUCUAA
Molecule: messenger RNA, 8180 nt
Organism: Calypte anna (Anna's hummingbird)
Lineage: Eukaryota; Metazoa; Chordata; Aves; Apodiformes; Trochilidae
Gene: DCUN1D3
Product: defective in cullin neddylation 1 domain containing 3
Exons: 4
Coding region: 256-1170 (304 amino acids)
Biological process (GO): positive regulation of ubiquitin-protein transferase activity; protein neddylation
Cellular component (GO): ubiquitin ligase complex
Molecular function (GO): ubiquitin conjugating enzyme binding; ubiquitin-like protein binding; cullin family protein binding
Source: RefSeq, a predicted model, not a curated record